CAUCCUUCACGGCCCACAUCCAACACAGGGAGGAGCUCCAGCAAUCAGCACCCUCCUCCCUCCCUCCUUCCUCUCUUAUUGUCUUCGCUUAAAAAAAAAGUCUCCUCCUUUGACCACCCCUCUUUCUUCUCUUCUUCCUUCCCUUUGCUUUAAGCCUUCCUAAAUCCCAUCUCCCAAUCUGUCUCGAUGAUUGGCAGCACUCUUUAUAUGUCAAUUUGAUGGUUCUCAAGUCUGCAAACACGGGAGGCUAUUCUGCAAAUCAUGGGUCUCUGUUUUUCAACGACUAAGGUCACUGGCUCAAAUUCUAACAACAAUAGCAACAACAACAACAAAAAGAAUAACAACCAGAAAGAGAGCACCAAACCCUCUUCAACAGCCGCGACCCAACAGAAGCCACAUGAGAGCCAUGAUAAUAGAUCACAGCAGCCACAACAGAAGGGAAAAGGGAAUUCGAGGCGACCAAGUGGGGUUAUUCCUUGUGGGAAGCGAACGGAUUUUGGGUACGCCAAGGAUUUCGAUAAGAAGUAUUCGACAGGGAAGUUGUUGGGACAUGGGCAGUUUGGUUACACUUUUGUUGCCACCGAUAAAUCAAAUGGCGAACGAGUCGCCGUCAAGAGGAUCGAGAAGAAUAAGAUGAUCCUUCCUAUUGCUGUUGAGGAUGUUAAGCGAGAGGUCAAGAUAUUACAAGCCCUCACCGGCCAUGAGAAUGUGGUUCAAUUUUAUAAUGCAUUUGAGGAUGAAUCUUAUGUCUACAUAGUUAUGGAGUUAUGCGAGGGUGGCGAACUACUGGACAGAAUAUUGGUCAAAAAAGAUAGCCGUUACACUGAGAAAGAUGCAGCAAUUAUUGUAAGGCAGAUGCUCAAAGUUGCAGCAGAGUGUCAUUUGCACGGUUUGGUACACCGUGACAUGAAACCAGAGAAUUUUCUUUUCAAGUCAACCAAAGCGGAUUCACCCCUGAAGGCCACAGAUUUUGGUCUUUCUGACUUCAUAAAACCAGGGAGGAAAUUCCAAGAUAUUGUUGGCAGUGCUUACUAUGUUGCGCCAGAAGUACUAAAGCGCAAAUCAGGGCCUGAAUCAGAUGUUUGGAGUAUUGGUGUCAUUACAUACAUUUUGCUUUGUGGAAAACGCCCAUUUUGGGAUAAGACUGAGGAUGGUAUUUUCAAGGAGGUCUUAAAGAACAAGCCCGAUUUUCGUCGGAAGCCAUGGCCAAGCAUAAGCAACAGUGCUAAAGAUUUUAUUAAAAAGUUAUUGGUGAAGGAUCCUCGUGCUAGGCUGACUGCUGCACAAGCCUUGUCACACCCAUGGGUUAGAGAAGGAGGUGAUGCCUCAGAGAUCCCUGUAGAUAUUUCUGUGCUGUCCAACAUGCGGCAGUUUGUGAAAUAUAGCCGAUUGAAGCAGUUUGCUCUUAGGGCAUUGGCUAGCACACUUGGUGAAGAUGAGCUGGCUGAUCUCCGGGAUCAGUUUGAUGCAAUUGAUGUGGAUAAAAAUGGAGCUAUUAGCCUUGAAGAAAUGAGACAGGCCCUUGCAAAAGAUCUUCCAUGGAAAAUGAAGGAGCCACGUGUUCUAGAGAUCCUUCAAGCGAUAGACAGCAACACAGAUGGGCUUGUAGAUUUUACAGAAUUUGUUGCAGCCACUCUUCAUGUGCAUCAAUUGGAGGAGCAUGAUUCUGAGAAGUGGCAGGUGCGAUCUCAGGCUGCUUUCGAUAAAUUUGACAUGGACAAGAAUGGAUUUAUCACACCAGAGGAACUAAGAAUGCACACGGGACUCAAAGGCUCGAUUGACCCACUUCUUGAGGAGGCUGACAUUGACAAAGAUGGGAAGAUAAGCUUGUCAGAGUUCCGUCGACUCCUAAGAACUGCUAGCAUGAGUUCACACAAUGUGCCUGGCCCAUCUGGUUUACGAAAUUCUCGGAAGAUGUAAGUCACAGGUGAUGGUUUUAAAGAGAAACAGCAGGAGAGAGGUAAAAAGGGCAUGGUAGAGGUGGUGAUACACGUCUUGUGAUCUAUGUAGUUAGAAGAUUGUAAUCCUAGACAGCCUAGAGGUGGUGAUACACGUCUUGUGACCUAUGUAGUAGAAGAUUGUAAUCCUAGACAGCCCUACUGCUUCUGGCUCCAUCACGAACCUGAAGACCUGUUGAGAAGUGAGCUUGUAUUGAUGAUCCACAUUGGCUUGUGAAGAUGAUAAAAUGAGGAGAAAGCUUGUCUGAUCGAUAGUUGGUGGGACGGAAGACGAAGAUGGUUUUGGUGAACUUUGUUCCCAUAUAAAACUGUACGUCCUUAAAUCACAACGGGGCUCCAUAAGAGGGGUUCCCCUUCAAUUGUAAUGUGUGAGUAGAUGUUACUAAUUCAAAUGGUGCCGUCGAAUUCUUUUGUCAAUUUGAAUAAUAGGAUUUUUUUUUUCUUUUUACCAUUUUGAUAAUGUGGUUGACAUUAGAUAAAAGAACUAGAGACAGGCCUAAAAUGACUAUUGAUGAGUUGGUAAGGAAAGACAUGUAAAAGCUAAGUUUUGAUCCUAGUAUGAAAUCAAACAGAGCUAUUUGGAAGACAAAGAUUUAUAUGGCUGAUUGCUUUUA
Molecule: messenger RNA, 2572 nt
Organism: Macadamia integrifolia
Lineage: Eukaryota; Viridiplantae; Streptophyta; Magnoliopsida; Proteales; Proteaceae
Product: calcium-dependent protein kinase 28-like
Exons: 12
Coding region: 262-1920 (552 amino acids)
Biological process (GO): protein autophosphorylation; peptidyl-serine phosphorylation; intracellular signal transduction
Cellular component (GO): nucleus; cytoplasm
Molecular function (GO): calmodulin binding; calcium ion binding; calcium-dependent protein serine/threonine kinase activity
Source: RefSeq, a predicted model, not a curated record